Alligator mississippiensis (American alligator) is the source of this 870-nucleotide messenger RNA. RefSeq names its product olfactory receptor 4S2-like. Lineage: Eukaryota; Metazoa; Chordata; Crocodylia; Alligatoridae. Gene Ontology annotation, molecular function: G protein-coupled receptor activity; olfactory receptor activity. Bases 1 to 870 code for a protein of 289 amino acids. The transcript has 2 exons. Gene Ontology annotation, biological process: G protein-coupled receptor signaling pathway. Gene Ontology annotation, cellular component: membrane. The record is from RefSeq and is a predicted model, not a curated record.
AUGAAAGUAUUAAAUAUUAACAACAUAACCGAAUUCAUCUUUUUGGGCCUCUCCCAGAAUCCAGAAGUGCAGAAAAUAUGUUUUGUGCUAUUUUUAAUCUUUUAUAUAGCUAUUGUGCUGGGAAACUCUCUUAUUGUUUUCACUGUGGUUAGCAGCCACCAUCUCAACUCCCCCAUGUACUUUUUCCUGAGCUACCUAUCCUUCAUAGAUGUCUGCUAUUCCUCCGCUAUAGCCCCCAAAUUGAUUGCAGACUUCCUCAUUGAGAAGAAAACCAUCUCCUUUGUUGGAUGCAUAACACAGAUGUUUUGGGUCCAUUUCCUUGGCUGUACUGAGAGUUUUAUCCUUGUGGUGAUGGCCUAUGAUCGUUACAUAGCAAUCUGCAAACCUCUCUACUACACAACCAUCAUGACCAGGCAUGUGUAUGGUUGGUUGGUGGUGGCUUCAUGGCUGGGGGGCUUCCUGCAUUCCUUGUUACAGACCCUCCUGACUGUUGGAUUGCCCUUCUGUGGGCCAAACAAGAUUGACCACUAUUUCUGUGAUGUGCACCCUGUGCUGAAAUUGGCUUGUACUGACACCUAUGUUCUUGGCCUCAUAUUUGUUGCCAAUAAUGGGAUGGUUGCUUUGAUCUGUUUCCUCAUCUUGAUUGUAUCCUACAUUAUUAUCUUAGUCUCUUUGAAAAGUCACUCUUCUGAAGGGCGCCUCAAAGCUCUUUCAACUUGUGGCUCCCAUAUCACAGUAGUGAUUUUAUUCUUUGGGCCAUGCACUUUUACUUAUAUACGCCCUUCCAGCAACAUGGCAGAGGAUAAGAGGAUCGCUGUGUUUUACACCCUUGUCACCCCCAUGUUGAAUCCAUUGAUCUACACACUUUGA